Balearica regulorum gibbericeps (East African grey crowned-crane) is the source of this 1366-nucleotide messenger RNA. The record is from RefSeq and is a predicted model, not a curated record. NCBI's taxonomy places the organism in Eukaryota, Metazoa, Chordata, Aves, Gruiformes, Gruidae.
AAAUGUAACCGAUUAAAAAAAAAAAAAGGAAGGGCUUGUACCUGGCCUUCUUAACUUAGGAAACACCUGUUUCAUGAACUCCUUGCUGCAAGGCUUAUCUUCCUGUCCAUCUUUCAUCAAGUGGCUGGAGGAAUUUACAGCACAAUACAAGACAGACCAGAACCAGUCCACUGAGCAUCAAUACUUGUCGGUCACUUUGCUGCAUCUCCUAAGAGCUUUAUCCUGUCAAGAGGUAAUGGAAGAUGAUGUCCUGGAUGCAAGCUGCCUGUUAGAAGUUUUAAGGAUGUACAGGUGGCAGAUCUCAUCAUUUGAAGAGCAGGAUGCUCAUGAACUAUUUCACGUCCUUACCUCUUCAUUAGAAGAUGAACGGGAUCGUCAGCCACGUGUGACACAUUUGUUCGAUGUGCAUUCACUGGAGCAGCCAGAAAUAACCCAAAAGCAAAUAAGCUGCAGAACAAGAGGGUCUCUUCCCCCUGUGUCAAAUCACUGGAAAUCUCAGCAUCCUUUUCAUGGAAGGCUGACCAGCAACAUGGUUUGCAAACACUGUGAACACCAGAGUCCUGUGAGGUACGAUACCUUUGACAGUCUCUCGCUGAGUAUUCCAGCAGCUGUGUGGGGUCGUCCUAUGACACUGGACCACUGCCUCCAUCAUUUCAUCUCCUCUGAAUCUGUGAAGGAUGUUGUGUGUGACAACUGCACUAAAAUUCAGGCAGAAGGGACUCUGAACGGACAGAGCAUAGAAAACCAGAGAACAACAUUUGUUAAACAAUUAAAAUUAGGAAAGCUCCCUCAGUGUUUGUGUAUCCAUCUGCAAAGACUGAGCUGGUCAAACCAAGGCACUCCUCUGAAGCGUCACGAACAUGUACAGUUCAAUGAGUUCCUGAUCAUGGACAUCUACAAAUACCGCGUUCCUGUUCAUAAAUCAAGCCAGAAUGAGCUGAAUCAGAAACAGUCUGAAGAGACAGCACCUGGGACAAAGGAUGGGAUAGCAGUAAAACCUUCAGAUGCAGAACAGUCAUCUGGUACUAAACCAGGUGCCUGCUCCCCUUCAUUUUUAAUGUCCUCCGGAACUUUUCCACUUGCUACAUUCCCGGAAUGCAGUUCCCCUGUGUACCUGUACCAUCUGAUGGCAGUUGUGGUGCAUCAUGGAGACAUGCAUUCUGGACACUUUGUGACUUACCGCCGCUCUCCACCUUCUCCCAAGAACCCGCUCUCUGUCAGCAGUCAGUGGCUCUGGAUUUCGGAUGACACUGUUCGCAAGGCCAGUUGGCAGGAAGUCCUUUCUUCUAGUGCUUACUUGCUUUUCUAUGAGCGUGUUCACUCGAGGGUACAGCACCAAAGCUUGGAGUUGAGGGCUAAAGAGUGA